Molecule: messenger RNA, 3040 nt
Organism: Antechinus flavipes (yellow-footed antechinus)
Lineage: Eukaryota; Metazoa; Chordata; Mammalia; Dasyuromorphia; Dasyuridae
Gene: RRAGD
Product: Ras related GTP binding D
Exons: 7
Coding region: 293-1489 (398 amino acids)
Biological process (GO): regulation of autophagy; cellular response to amino acid stimulus; cellular response to starvation
Cellular component (GO): nucleus; lysosome; Gtr1-Gtr2 GTPase complex
Molecular function (GO): GTPase activity; GTP binding
Source: RefSeq, a predicted model, not a curated record
UUCGAACUGACUCUCCUUCGCCAGGCAGGGCGGGAGGAGGGGGGUGCGAGCUUGGACACGGUGGAAAAGUCCUGGACUGGGACCCCGGAGCCCGUGAAGAGGGUGGGGGGGAACACUCACAGACAAGGCUCCAUCACCUCCUUCCUCCCCUCCCCCUCCGGGAGGGGUUAAGAAAAGAGGAGGCGAGCAAGCCAAUUCAGAAACAGAUUGCAGAGCGGCAAGCAAAGAAGAGUUGUCCACUCCCUCCCCUCUCGGCCUGGAACCCACGCUGGCCGGAGGAAGACCCGCCACGAUGAGCCAGGUACUUGGAAAGCAGCAGCAGGAGCAAGACGAGGAGGAAGAGGAGGAGGAGGAUGAACUGGUGGGGCUAGCGGAUUAUGUGGACGGGCCCGACUCCUCCGACGCGGACCCGGAAAGCGGAGCGGAGGAGGGAGUUCUGGACUUCAGCGAUCCCUUCAGUACUGAAGUGAAGCCAAGGAUUCUGCUUAUGGGACUGAGGAGAAGUGGCAAGUCAUCUAUUCAGAAAGUCGUCUUUCACAAAAUGUCACCCAAUGAAACCUUGUUCUUGGAGAGCACUAAUAAGAUAUGUCGAGAAGAUGUCUCCAACAGUUCCUUUGUUAACUUUCAGAUUUGGGAUUUUCCAGGUCAAAUUGACUUUUUUGACCCUACAUUUGACUAUGAGAUGAUCUUCAGGGGCACAGGAGCACUGAUAUUUGUUAUCGAUUCCCAGGAUGAUUAUAUGGAAGCCUUAGCCAGGCUGCACCUUACUGUAACUCGAGCCUACAAAGUACAUCCUGACAUCAACUUUGAAGUGUUUAUUCAUAAAGUGGAUGGCCUGUCUGAUGACCAUAAGAUUGAAACCCAAAGAGAUAUUCAUCAGAGGGCAAAUGAUGAUCUUGCUGAUGCUGGAUUAGAGAAAAUUCACCUCAGCUUCUAUCUGACAAGCAUAUAUGAUCAUUCUAUAUUUGAAGCUUUUAGCAAAGUGGUACAGAAACUGAUUCCACAGCUCCCAACUCUGGAGAAUUUACUAAACAUCUUUAUCUCAAAUUCUGGAAUUGAAAAGGCCUUUCUAUUUGAUGUGGUCAGUAAAAUUUAUAUUGCAACAGAUAGUACCCCUGUGGAUAUGCAGACAUAUGAACUCUGCUGUGAUAUGAUAGAUGUGGUUAUCGACAUUUCUUGUAUAUAUGGCCUCCAAGAAGAUGGAGCAGGAACCCCUUAUGACAAGGAAUCAACGGCAAUUAUAAAACUGAAUAAUACAACAGUUCUAUAUUUAAAGGAGGUGACAAAAUUUCUGGCCCUCGUUUGUUUUGUCAGAGAAGAAAGCUUUGAAAGAAAAGGGCUCAUUGACUAUAAUUUCCACUGUUUUCGCAAAGCCAUCCAUGAAGUAUUUGAGGUGAGAAUGAGAAUAGCAAAAUCUCGAAAAGCGCAGAGUCAGAUGCGGAAGAAAAAAGGAAACACUCCUAAUGGGACACCUAGAGUUCUACUCUGAGAUUUUGGUGACAACUUGAAAUCAAGGCUAUUUGAUGAGACUGCUACUUGGAGCUGUACUAGAGGAACAGGAAAAGAGAAAAUUGGACACAGGACUUGGAUUUGUUAUAUAACAAUCAGUGCAACACACUUGAUCCUUUUUAAAAAAUAAUAAUAAUAAAGUAAGCACUUUCAGCAACGAAACACCUUGUAUAUUAAACAGUAAAGUGAAAUCUGUUGUAAGAAUGUUCUUAACAUAAAAAUGUAUUUUUUGUUUCCUUUUGGUCCAUAGUAAGAAAAAUCACUUUUUAAGAACUGUCAGGUACUGUACAUAUUUUGUACUUUUUUGUGUUUUUUUCUCAUGGAACAGAACUUUGAUAAAAAUUAAUUUUCUAAGCUGUUUUCCCCACAUGGUAUCAGUUGUAAGCAUAAUAGACUUCAUUUGCACAUGGCAAUCUUAGAAUCAGCCAAUAAUGUUGCCUCGACACAAUGCUUCUUUUUUUUUUUUCUUUUUAAAAGAGUUAAUGAACAUUUGGUACCAGUUAUUCAAUUAAAUACUUCCACUCCCACCUCUAAUUUGAAGCUGGAGCAAUUUGGAGCACUGUGCUCCUGUGGCAAUAAGAAACCUUCUAUAAAUUAUUAAUUCAUCAAUAAAGAUUGGGCAGCUAGGUGGUGUAGUGGAUAGAAUGCUAGACCUAGAGUCAGCAAAACCAUCUUUCUGAGUUCAAAUCUGAUCUCAGACCCAGGGGUCCUCAAACUACGGCUAGUGGGUCUGAUGUAGCAGCUGAGGACUUUUAUCCCCCUCACCCAGGGCUGUGAAGUUUCUUUAUUUAAAGGCCCACAAAACAAAGUUUUUGUUUUUACUAUAGUCUGGCCCUCCAACAGUCUGAGGGACUGUGAACUGGCCCCCUAUAUAAAAAGUUUGAGGACCCCUGCAACACUCCCUAGUUGUGAGACCCUGGGCAAGUCAUUUAAUCCCACUUGCCUCAGCAAAAAAGAAAAAGAAAUGACUCAACUACAAAAAGAGCCAAACUUUUUUAGAAUCCCGGCAGAUGCCCCAUUUUUUUUUCAAUUUUUUUACUAUUUUACCUCUACAGUAAGCUCCACAGUAAUUUUAUACGUGGAGAAUGUUAAUUUUAUAAAUCUGUUCAUUGCUACAUUACUGUUUUUACAACACUGGAGACCAGAUGUUCAAAUUAGUGUCCACAAUUUCUGCAAAAAAGGGUGCUGCUGGAACAUUAGUAUGACUUUUUUUGCCCCUAUCAUGUGGAGUUAAAAUGACCUCAGGCAUUGAGUAUAUAUACCUGUUGGUAUUUGUAGGCUUAGAUGAAGAGGGAACAGUUUUGAAGCUUUGGGUCCCUUCGAAAAGGUUGGGUACAAGGAAAUGUAGAGCCACAGCACACUUAACAAGUUUAUUCAAGAGUCAGUUUCUCAUUUUGCCAUGUACUAUUGCUGAAUGUAUCCCUAGAGCACUCCCUAGAGUGUGGCCUUUUUUAGUCUGUUUAUCAUCUUUGCUUUUCCCUGUUAUGUAACUGUGUAACUUUUUUCUGGGAUUAAAAUGCACUGAGCUUCC